This is a messenger RNA of Mesocricetus auratus (golden hamster), 4348 nucleotides long. RefSeq names its product prominin 2 (gene Prom2). Lineage: Eukaryota; Metazoa; Chordata; Mammalia; Rodentia; Cricetidae. Gene Ontology annotation, cellular component: apical plasma membrane; cell surface; cilium. The coding region runs from base 113 to 2617 and encodes 834 amino acids. The transcript has 24 exons. The record is from RefSeq and is a predicted model, not a curated record. Gene Ontology annotation, molecular function: cholesterol binding.
UUGUAGAGCCACGGGGACCGAGGGAAGAAGGCUGCAGAAGGAUGCACGGCCUGCCCGGUGCUGGCCCGCACUGUCCGCCGCCCGAGCCUGUGUUGCCCACCCGCCCGAACUCAUGACGCGCUCGCCCGGCCUCGUGGUACCCCUGCUGGGUCUGGGCCUGGGGCUGGCCCUGAGCCUGCCCGGAGCUGUGGCAGUCGACUGUGGGCCCUUCGCGCGAGUGGAGCACCUGGCCUUCCCUCCAGUAGCCAGGACGCGAUGGCUGCCCCCUCGUGUCCGCGCGCCGGGGCCCCUGGACUCCCUCUAUGGCACCGUGAGACGAUUCCUCUCCGUAGUUCAGCUCAACCCCUUCCCGUCGGAGCUGAUAAAGGCCCUGCUGAAUGACCCAUCUUCUGUGAAGACAGAUGAGGUGGUCCGGUAUGAGGCAGGCUACGUGGUGUGCGCUGUGAUCGCUGCCCUCUACCUCCUGUUGGUGCCCACUACUGGGCUCUGCUUCUGCUGCUGCCGCUGCCGCCGACGCUGCGGGGGCAGAGUGAAGACGGAGCACAAAGCCAUGGCCUGUGAACGCGGCACCCUCAUGUCCUUCCUGCUGCUGACCACCCUCGUGCUCCUGAUUGGUAUGGUCUGUGCUUUUGUCACUAACCAGUACACACACAGCCAGACAGGCCCCAGUGUGGAAGCCGUCCCUGAGACCCUGCUCACCCUAAGAGGCCUGGUGUCUGAUGUCCCUAGGGAGCUUCAGGCGGUGGCUGAGCAGUUCUCCGUGCCCCAGGAGCGAGUCUUGAAGGAGCUGGAUGGUGUCAGUGAGAACCUUGGGAACAUAAUUCAUGACCAGCUCAAGAGCACAGUGUACCCGGUGCUAGCCUCAGUGCACAGCCUGGGCCAGGCCCUGCAGGUUUCCAUAGACCACCUUCGAGCCCUGAACACCACCUCGGUGGAGCUGCAGGAGGGUCAGCAGGACCUGGAAGCGCCUGUGCAGGCUCACCGGGAACGCCUGGUCACCUUGCUGCAGGAGAGCUGGUGCCUCGGGAACUGCGAGGGGGCCUUAAGCCAGGCCAGUGCUCUACAGCUGGGUGCUGACUUCAGCCAGGUGCCCCCUGUGACUGAUGUCCUGCAUCGGCUGAAGGGUGUCCCAGAGGCCAACUUCUCCAGCAUAGUCGAGGAGGAGAAUACCACCUUCAAUAGUCUCCCGCUCCUGGUUGCAGUGCAGAUGGCCAGUGUGAUCAAAGAUGUGAAAAAGGCCCUGACUGAGCAGCCUGAAGGUGUGAGGGUACUGGCCCAAGAGUUCCCAGGGUCAGAGGCAGCUUCCCGCUGGAGCCAGGCACUGGAGGACCUGGAACAGCGCAGCCGCCCCUACUUAAAAGAGGUGCAGCGAUACGAGACAUACAGGUGGAUUUUGGGAUGUGUGCUGUGCUCUGCCAUCCUGCUUGUGGUGAUCUGUAACCUGCUGGGCCUCAGCCUAGGCAUCUGGGGGUUGUCUGCCAGGGAGGAUCCCAGCCACUCAGAAAGCAAAGGCGAGGCUGGAGCCCGCUUCCUCAUGGCAGGUGUGGCCCUCAGCUUCCUCUUUGCGGCCCCCCUCAUCCUCCUGGUCGUCACCACUUUCCUGGUGGGUGGCAAUGUGCAGACGCUGGUGUGCCGGAGCUGGGAGAGCGGAGAGCUGUAUAAGUUUGCAGACACCCCGGGGAACUUGCCCCCGUCCAUGAACCUGUCCUACCUUCUUGGCCUGAGAAAGAACAUCAGUGUCCUCCAGGCCUAUCGACAGUGUAAGGCAGGGGCAGCACUCUGGAAGGUUCUACAGCUCAAUGACUCCUAUGACCUGGAUAAGCACCUGGAUAUCAAACAGUAUGCCCACAAGUUCCAGCAGGAGCUGCAGAACUUCAAAGUGGAUGUGAAGGAUCUAGACCUGUUGCGCCCCGCUGCUCACCGGGACCUGGAGGCUUUGCAAGGUAGCGGGCUGGAGAAAAUCCACUAUGGAGACUUCCUUGUGCAGAUCCAGAAGCCUGUGGUGAAGACUGACAUGGAGCAGCUGGCCCAGGAGCUGGAGGGACUGGCCCAGGCUCAAAACAACUCUGUACUGAGGCAGCAGCUGCAGGAGGAGGCCAGGGAGCUCCGAAGCCUCUACCAGGAGAAGGUUGUCCCCCAGCAGAGUCUUGUGGCCAAGCUCAACCUCAGCGUCAGGGCCCUGGAGUCCUCUGCCCCCAAACUUCAGGUGGACACCUCAGAUGUUCUUGGUAAUGCCACUCAUCUAAAAGGAGUGCUGCCUGCCCAGACCAGCUACAUCAUGAGGACUGCCUCGGAGUGUUUCCUGGUCAGGGAAAUGGGCUACUUCUCUCAGUAUGUGGCCUGGGUGAGGGAAGAGGUGACUCAACACAUCGCCACCUGCCAGCCCCUCUCUGGAGCCCUGGACAAUGGCCAUGUGAUCCUGUGUGACAUGAUGGCCGACCCCUGGAAUGCCUUCUGGUUCUGCUUGGGGUGGUGCACCUUCUUCCUCAUCCCCAGCAUCGUCUUCGCAGUCAAGACCUCCAAAUACUUCCGUCCCAUCCGGAAACGCCUCGGCUCCACCAGCUCUGAGGAGACACAGCUUUUCCACAUCCCCAGGGUCACCUCCCUGAAGCUAUAGAACCCACUCACCGUCUCUAACAGGCAAGGUGAUCCCUGUGGCUUCCUGUUCUCCUUCCUUGUCUCAGCCUGGACCAGAAGACUUGUGUAACCCCUUUCCCAGAGCCCAGGCUGGCCCCCAGCGCUGGCUGUCCCUCCCUCCUCCAGCUUACAGUCCCGCCGUUCACUCUUUUCCUCUUGGCACAUGCGUAUAUCAUAUACAGCCUCUACUGACCUUCAGAGCAGCAGGUUCUUUUGCGUAGCUAGCCCUUGUCCCCCUUGCUAUGGUAUCCCAGGAACAGGGAGGACCUCUGCGCCAGCCAUGGGAGCUCCUUCCCCAGCCUUUAGGUGGGAUACAGGUCCCCCAUUUACUUUCUCCCCGCUUCCUGCCCAAGCCCCUUUCCCCUUGUCUGAGUUUGAUCCCCCCACCUGCCCCAUUCCUGUUCCUCCCCUGCCCAUUGCUUGCUCUUUCCAUGGAAGUCCUGCCCCAGCCCCCUCCCAACCCAACCCUCAUUAUCCCCUCUUCUUUUGUCCUCACUACCACCUUGCUGGCUCCAAGCCCUGCUUCCUGUCCACCUAACCAAGCAGGCAGCAGAUGUCACGGCUGAGGUCAUGACCCCUGAGCCUUCUUGGAGCUCUAGUCUGGAUCUCCUGUUCUCAGUGGGGGUAAAACAGGCCUGUAUGAGGACUGAGCUGUCCUGUCUGCACCCCAGGUUAGAAAUAGCCAUGCUGGCCCUAUCUUCUCUCUGAGCACUGGCUCCUAAGAGAGGACCAGGGAUGUGGGUCACACUGGGGCUCCCCAUUUUCCUUACAGACAGUAGCAUGGGUGGGCCCCACUGUCUUUCCUAAGUCGGAUCUGGUGGUGAGAACAGGGUUUUGCACUCACUCCUCUUUCCAUCCUGAACAUACGGCCUGGGAUCACCCCUCACUUGUCUCUGCAUGGUCCCUAUGUGCUGGACACUGGGUCCAGAAAGGACAAAGAAAAGAGAGAAGUUAGGGACAGUCUCUGUUCCAUUAACAUGUCACUUUUGUGAGCUUUGGUUCUGGGUCCCCGAGGCUGGGUCCCUAAGGCUAAGGUUCAGUAUACAGUUGUAUUUAAUUGGUAUCUGUGGGAAGAAUCCCAAGGCCUCUUUAUAGGCAUCCUGGGACUGUGUGGCAAUUCCGUGUGGGGAGCAGAGCCUGCCUAGUCAUAUGAUUCACAGCCUGGUUCUGAUGCUGCUAGCUGGGGCAUCUCAAAAUGUGAUGUGGGUCCCCCAUGCUUCAAUUUCUCCUUUUGACAAAAUGGAGAGGCUCCUCAGAGCCUGUAUGUAGGGUUUUCAUGGGUGGAACCCUUGACAGGGCUUGGUGCCAAGCAAGUGCUCCUCAGGAGUUGAGAGCUAGGCUGAGGGCGGAGCCAGGGUCUAAAGGGGGAGCCCUCUAUGACAGUGAUCUGCUGUGUUUCCAGGCGUGUUGAUGUGGAGCUGCAUCUUAGGAGCCAGCAGCAGUUUUGCUGCCAGGACUUAGGAUGGUGGUACUCAAUGUGCUAAGACUCCUGCAAGCAUACUCUCAAACAAGAUUUUUUGUUUGGUUGGCUUUUUUGUAUUUUGUUUUUCUUUCUUUUUUGGCUUUCCCCAGAGGUUGGAAGUUUUUGUUUUAUUGUUUGUUUGUUUUUUGGUUGUUACUUGUUACUUGGGGGUGAGGAAGUGACACCCUGCAUUUUUUAGAUCUAAUUGAUGGGAUUUAAACAAAUGAAAUAAAAGCAAUCAAAAAAUCA